Molecule: messenger RNA, 1047 nt
Organism: Closterium sp. Naga37s-1
Lineage: Eukaryota; Viridiplantae; Streptophyta; Zygnematophyceae; Desmidiales; Closteriaceae
Source: the annotation of a GenBank genome assembly
AUGAGCGCGCAGGCACCCAACCCCCAAGCGCUGCUCGGCCGCGCGGCGCUGAGCGGGUUCACGCGGCUGUCCAAGGGGCUGGCGGCGGUGCUGCUGAUGGGCUACGUCGUGUCGCUGCUGCCCUCCGCGCACACCGCCUUCGCGCUGCUGCCCGGCAGGACCAUCCCCUUCGCGUGGAAUCUCGUCACAGCGGGCCUCUUCGAGCGCCAUCUCUUCACCCUGGUGCUGGAUGUGGUCGCUUUGCUGUUCCUGGGGCGGGUGCUGGAGCCGGUGUGGGGGUCGCGCGAGUUCCUGCGCUUCGUGCUCAUCGUGAGCACGCUCACCACCGUGUGCACCUUCAUCGCCAUGGUCUCCGCCUACUACUUCACGUUUCAGGGCUACUUCCUGUACGAGCCGAUAUCAGGGUUCCACGGGGUGGUGGCGGGGCUGCUGGUGGGCGUGAAGCAGCUCAUGCCCGAACAGGACAUCACCGUCGCCUACGUCCUCAAGUUCCGCGCCAAGUGGCUGCCGUCGCUCUUUGUGCUGCUGACGGUGGUGCUGUGUUUCUGCAUCGGCCACUACCGCCAGCUGCUGCCCUUCAUCCUAUUCGGCACGUACACCAGCUGGGCCUAUCUGCGUUUCUUCCAGCCCAAGGGCGACAGCGGCCUCAAGGGCGACCCCACCGACGACUUCGCCUUUGAGACCUUCUUCCCAGAGGCGCUCAGACCGGUGGUGGGCACUGUUGCAACCAUUCUCGGGCGGCUGCUGUGCGGGCGGCGGGUGGAUCGGGCGGCGGUGGUGGAUGAGGACGAGCUGCUGGCGGCCGGCAAGCCGCUGCCCGGCUCCGACCCCGCUGAGGCCUCCCGACGCAGGGAGAGGGGAGCAAGGGCGCUGGAGGAGAGACUGGCCAAGGCAGCAGAGGCGGCAGCUGCAGGGGCUGCGGGUGCCGGGGGCUCUGCUGCUAGCGGCGCCGCUGCUGCUGGUGGCCCCUCUGCUGUUACAACGGGUGCUUCCCUCGGGCCGACUGAGCGGAGUGCCUCCAGUGGCAACCUGGCGGACAAGGUGUGA